GCGUCACGUGAUGGUGCGAGGUCACGUGAGCGGGCAAAGUGGCUGUCGCGGGGUGAUGACGUAACGUUGCGUGGGGCGUUGCGGGAACGUUGCAGGGAUGGAGGAGAGGGAGAGGCUGCGGAGGGAGAUCCGACUGCUGCAGGGCCUCAUAGACAACCACAGGAACACCCAUGGGGACGUGCCACGACCGCUGUCUUCUGCCCCACGGAUGUGGAGCAACCCCACGCAGCCCCCCUUCAGCAGGAGGGGAGCAUUCUCAGCCCGGUAUCCCCAGCUGCAGCCUCCCAGGGACUUCCAGCCGCGCCGAGCUCACUCUUGGAGGAAGAAAUACUCCCUUGUGAACCAGCCACCGGGACCAGCAUGUGAUGCUGGGAGUGCCACCAUGCCCAGGGCUUUUGGGAGCAGCGAGGAGAGCCAGGCAGCUGUGCUAUCAGCAGCAUCCCCCGAGAGACAAGUGGACUUAACCACGGAUGGGAACAUCGUUGUGGGCAUCCAGGUGACACAGAGGACUGACCUUGUAGGUACUGAAGGAUUUAGUGAUGUGAGUGCAUAUUGUGGUGUUUCGGGGCUUAAAACAGAGCUCGUUACUCCGGAUGAUGGUCAUGUGCAGGAAUCUUCCAUCCCUCUGUACACAAAUGAAGAAGAAGAGCCAAAGCCCUCUCUCUCUGUUUCGUUUAGCUCAUCUCACCGUGUUGUCAGCUCAUCGUACCUGUUUGACAAGCCCAGAAGGGUGCACCUGGCUGAAAGCUCCAGAAGUGCCAGCGAAAGUGCUGUCACUCUGAAAACAGAGCCACAGCUGCUGUCAGCUCUGCCGAGCUGUGAGCAGGCUCAGCACUCGACAUGGUGGAAACCAGAGCCAUCCGCUCCUGGGCAGUGCAGCUGGGAGCAAGUUGGGGACGUUCACAGAGAGCCAAAGCUCUUUGGAAAUGCAGAGAUGCACUCUAAACCCACUCAGGCUCUGACUUUGGCAGCUGCAGUGUCUCCAGUGAAGAAUAAGUUUUCUGUAAUCCCAAAAGCUUCCAGUCUCCAAAGAGCCGCUGCAGUGACAGUCUCCAGCAAAGCUUCAAAGUUCAGGAAAACUAAUUACACCUGGGUUGCAAACCCUAGUAAGUGCUCUCGUACUGUGAAGAGAUGGAUCAGCCCGAGAGCUUCUGACAGUGCUAAGAAGAUCACUGGUGGAGCUGAGAGAGGUUCAAAGAUAUCGCCAAAAGCAGAUUUGGGAGCGAAGAUGAAGAAACUGGGACUGCAGUCCAAAGUGGGUGUUUCUCCCAGCAAGUAUAAGUGGAAAGCCUCCAGCUUGCAGACCUCGCCCUCCACCUCCAAGUCAGCGUUCAGGUGGCAGUCGGAGGAUCAGAAGAGGCCCUCAGCCUCCAACCUGCUGCCUCCCAGCGAUGCAUCUGUUGGGGUGAAUUCCUCCUUGGGCGAGGCUGUGGUUUCCUGUUAUAAAGUGAAGAGUCGGACAAAAAUCAUCAGGAGGAAAGGAAGCUCAGGCUCCCCAGCAGAUAAGAAGAGCAGCCUCUCACCCACCACACCACUGAAAAGCCCCUUCCAUCCCAGGAAGAAGAACACCCUGCGGGGAAAACCUUCUGUGACUCCGAAACGCUCCUCGCCCAAGGGGCUGGUGCAGAUCACCAAGCACAGGCUCUGCAGGCUGCCGGCUGCCAGGACCCAGGGCUCCUCCAGGGAAGGUGCCAACUUGCACUUUAUAAGGAGCCCCACAGCUAACAAAGUGAUAAAGACGCGUUACAGGAUAGUGAAGAAGAACGUGGUCACUCCCUCCUCAUCGUUUAGCAGCUCUGGCCCCAACUGGAAGACGAGGCGUCUACUAGCAUCCAGGUCCCCCCAAGCAAGCUCAACGCCCAAGAGUAGCAAAUCCCAAGCCAUACAGCAGAGGUGGAGGAGCAAAGGCUAUCGCUGCAUUGGAGGGGUGAUGUACCGUGUGUCGGCAAACAAACUCUCCAAAACUUCCAGCACCCCUGGUCGGUGCAGAGAUCUGAGCACCAAGAGCCCUGGCAGAGCAGCACGAUUGAGCUGCACGCCCAGCAGUCCUGGCUUCUCUCCAUUUGGCUGCCUGAACCGAUCAGCCACGAGCCGAUACAUCGCAAGUCGUGCUGUUCAGCGGAGUUUGGCCAUCAUCCGUCAAGCCAAGCAGAAGAAAGAGAAGAAGAAGGAAUACUGUAUGUACUACAACCGCUUUGGCAAGUGCAAUCGUGGGGAGAACUGCCCCUACAUCCAUGAUCCAGAGAAGGUGGCUGUCUGCACCAGGUUUCUCCGUGGCACGUGCAAGAAGACAGACGGGAAGUGUCCAUUCUCCCACAAAGUUUCCAAGGACAAGAUGCCAGUGUGCUCCUACUUCUUGAAGGGGAUCUGCAACAACAGCAACUGCCCCUACAGCCAUGUCUAUGUGUCCAGGAAGGCAGAAGUGUGCCAGGAUUUUCUCAAAGGCUAUUGCCCUAUGGGAGAAAAGUGCAAGAAGAAGCACACACUGGUUUGCCCGGACUUUGCCAAGAAAGGCAUCUGCCCCAAGGGCUCCUGCUGCAAGCUGCUGCACCCGAAAAAGAAACGUCAGUUACUGGGGAACAGCCCUGGUGAUGAUGGAGACCAGGGGGAUCCCCCCUCCAAAUGGAGACGGCUCUGGAAGGAGACAAGCAGGAAUGAUCCAACUCAACUCUUUGAUGAUGGGGAAGUGCCCGGACCCUCCAGUGCAGAGCAGGACGUGAAGUUUUGGAAGGAUGCGGACACCUCACGAAGCAGCUGUCUGCAGAAACUGCCGUCCUUCAUCUCCCUACAGUCCUCAUCCUCACCGGGUGAUAAGAAAUGCAAAGUGGAGAGAGAUGAGGAUGAACCAAUGGAUGAGCCAGAAAUGUGUGAGCUGCCUUAGACUUCUCCAAGGAUCUGAGUCCUGGCUGGUGGUGUGUAUGGUGGAACAGAGAUCUUGGCCCUCCUGGUGGGAUCAUUGCUCCUUUUUGGAAGGGAUCUUGGCCAUGGUGAAGUCAUGAAGCAAUGGUUGCACCUGUAACUGAUCCACCUCUGUGACCUCUUCAUUAGGUGGGAUCGCCUCCUGAAACGGUGGACUCUCUGUUUCCUACAACCUGAGAUAGGGAAGCUCCUCUGUAGAAUCGUUAAGAUUGGAAAAGACCUCUAAGAUCAUCAGAUCCAACCAUCAACCCAUCCCUGCUGUGCCCACUCAUAGAAUCAUUAAGGUUGGAAACAACCUCCAAGGUCAUCAAGUCCAACCAUGCACAGUCCCACAGUCUUCCCAAUUCCUGCUCCUGUAUUGUAUAUGCCUCCUCCAAACUCCUUACAUUACCAGAACCCCAUUUCUUAGUAGGAUUGGGUCCUAGUGGGUCUCCGCAACUGCUGGUGCUGUAGAAGCUCUUUGCUGGGCCUCCUAACUCCUGAGGAGCUUUCCUGAAGGUCUUGCUUGGUGCAUCACCCGAAGGGUGGCAAUAGCUCAUGACUUUUUGCUGUACCCCUGCUUGCUCCAUGCCUUCUAGGCUCCCAUAUAGGGGUGAGAAGCUGAAACUGUGGGACCAGAUCAGUGGAUCUGGCUGAGGACUACGUUCCUUAGGGUUAUUCCAUAGAGUUAUUUAAUUUUCAUAUUGCAAAGUGGACGAUUUAGUUGAAACUUCCAGUAAACCUGAUGAGUGCCAUGACUUUUUCUGAUGGGGCUCUCCAUCUGAAUUGAAACCCUCUUUCUUAUCCCACAUCUGAAAAUACUCAUUCUGAUUUCCCAGCCUGGACCCAACUGCCUGCAUGUUUCCAGUCCUCCAGGAAGGUGGUAGAGUCACCAUCCUUGGAGGUUUUCAAGUAAAGGGUGGAUGUGACACUGAGGGACAUGUUUUAGUGGUUUGGUGGUAUUGGGUUGAUGGUUGAACUUGAAGAUCUUAGUGGUCUUUCCAACAUUUGUGAUUCUAUGAUUCUAUGACUUUACAGCCCUGUCAUUUCCUCCUGAGUUAUUUAAUGACCUGGAAACCAGAGAUGGAAGAGCCCUUUGAGAUGGUGAAAUCCCAUCCCUUCAACCCACCUGUAGAGGACAGAUGUAAAGUUUACCAUACUCGGUUGUAGCCAAGUCACCACUGACUCUCAAACCAUAAAGCAUCGCUGUGGUGUCCGUGUCCUGACAAAAUUCCUUUCCCACCACUGUGGCUUGUGAUUUGCAAGCUUUGCAUUUCAUAGCUGGAGUUCCCUUUGGAUAGGGAGGAUUUGGGGGAUGAGAUGUAACAGGGCUGGAAAAGGUCUAAGUGUUUCACCUCUUGGAGCAACAGCAACACAGCAGAUCAGGUUGGGUUGCCUCUCUCAUUGCUGCUUUUUUCCAAAAUGAAGGAAUUAAAGAGAAAUUACUCAUCCUUGUGCAGAUGUUCUGCUGCAGGUGAUGGGCACUGCCCAUCAAAGCAUUGGAGCCUUUUUCCCUUCUAGACAGAGCCUCUCCCGGCGUCCCAGCCUUGAAGCCUUUCUUGAGGGGCACAAGUUUUUGGUGGAAUAGCACCAGGGUGAGUUGUUGAUGAAGUUCUUCUCACUGGAUGGAUUUAGUGCAGGUCUUGGGCUGCAGGGUUAAGUGUAGGCGUAGUUUCUACCCUAUGGCAUCAUAUGUAUUUAUUUUCUCCAUCUGUGCCUAUCUCAAGAGCAGUGAUUUAUUCCUUCCUGCACACCUCCGCUGCGCACAACGGCACGGGACAUUGCUCUGUACAUGAUACACAGGGUAGGAGGCAGCCUUGGUUUUGUCCAAGAUCAAACAUUCUUGUCAUCAGCGUGACAGAUGAGGUGGCUGGGGAGCAGGUAAAGGAUGUUUUUCCUGUCUGGGUGAAAAAGUGCAUGUGGAAUUUGGGGGAGAAAAGCAGAAAUUUCUCCAUCCAGAUUAAGCAUCAGCUGGGAAGUGCUGGGACGUAUCUUGGUGCUCUGAUCAUUCCCUUUGCUUCCCAUUGUAUUAAUAAUUGGUUGCCAAAGCACUGCUCUUCUGCUAAUUGCAGCUGUCUCAUUAGGAAAAGAGGAGCUCCAGGCUUAUUUUCGGGCCCUGUACAGAGCCUGACUGGGUGCAGCAAAGGACAAAUCCCACAUAUUGGGAGAGGGAUGGAGACAAAAUGUCCCAUUGCACUCAGGUUUGGUUGGGAGAGUGGGAAUGCAUCCGUAUAACAACCAGCUUUCUCUGUGGCAAGGCUUUUUAUACUUUAGUGGAGGAAUUUGGAAAGCUGCUAGCAAGCUUUCUCAGUACUAUUCAUCUUCCCUGCAUCCCAUCGCUUCAGGAUUUAGGCAUCCUCUACUUAUGGAGCAGAGCUGUCACGUGGUCCCUGGCAGAUGCGGAACAUUUUUGGCUGCUGUCCCUUUUCCAGUCUGGUUCUGUGCCCCAUCUCCCAUCCUCAAAAAUGUGGUAGAAAAUCAUUUUUCAACACUCAGCCAUAGGCAGAGGGGGGACAUGGGGACAAGGACCAGGGCCACCUCCUUUUGUCCCCCAUCCAAGGGACUUCCCCACUGGCAGUGUCCCUUUAAAUCCCUUUAAGUCCCGUCUCCUCCUUAUCUCAGCAUCUGGUUGAAGCAAAUUUUGUUUAACGUGGGUGCAGCUGGAGCCACUUGGCGAGGAUGUGUCUGAGGGAAGCCUGGUUUUAUUGAAAAAUAUAAUGGUGCCACCUGAAGUGUGAUUUACUGCCGUGUCCACUCCUCAGACUUGAUAAUAUAUUUCUAUUAGAUUUCCUUCUUUCACUCCCUUCCCCAGCAAAGAGUGGCAAGUUUCUCCAUCUGCCUGACACCUUCUUAGGCUUAGGCAAAAUAAAUGUUGAUUUUCAUCAAAAGGAAGAACGCUGGAAGUCCUAAUUCUCCGGCAAGGCUGACAAGCUCAGCAAAAGCAACUCAGCUCUGCGCGGAGGGCUCGUGAUCCAGCCCUGCUCCUCUCUUUGGAAGCAGUUCAAUCAUCGUAAUGAAAAAGGGGCUUCUUAUCCCUGCUUUCGCUAACUAGAAAUUAUAUACCUGGUUCCUGGAAGAUGGAUUGUGUCGCUCCCGAAGUGCAAGGGGGGUGGGAGAGAGUGAAGGCACGCGAGAUGCGACCCAAGAUUGAUCACGCCAUUUGCAGAAUCUACCAUGCACAAAAGCAGAAAAUGUAGUUCUGUCUGCCGGUGCAGGGCCGACAUCUUGAUGAGGUCCCCCCAUCCCUUGCCCCAUCCUUUCCAGGAGCAGCAAUAAGAUUGUCUCCAUCCAAGAGUCAAAGUGGGAAACUGAGUUUUUGCCUGUGCUUGGUUGCUGUUUCACAGUGUGCUUUGGUUUUAUUUCAUUACUGCCCAUCUUUACACCCCUGCUGCAAUUUUUCAUAGAAUCAUAGGAUUAUUAAGGCUGGAAAAGACCACUAAGAUCAUCAAGUCCAAUUGUCAGCCCAUCCCCACCAUGCUCAUUUACAGAAUCAUGGAAUCAUUAAGGUUGGAUAAGACCAUCAAGAUCAUCAAGUCCAACACCAACCCAUCCCCACCAUGCCCACCGAAGCAUGUCACUCAAUGCGACAUCUUCAUCAAUUUGCAAGAAUAUGUUUAAAAUCAAAGUCCAGCUCUGUGCAGAAGUCAGGAAGUUAAUUGUGGUCGAUUUAAAAAUGAGCUUCUUGUUUUUUUGUUGCCUGUCUUGUUUUGUUUUCUUUUUCGUCCCCAAGAAUAAAUCUAUAUUUCUCCUUCUGUAA
Messenger RNA from Numida meleagris (helmeted guineafowl), 6655 nucleotides. RefSeq names its product zinc finger CCCH-type containing 3 (gene ZC3H3). The transcript is spliced from 12 exons. The record is from RefSeq and is a predicted model, not a curated record. NCBI's taxonomy places the organism in Eukaryota, Metazoa, Chordata, Aves, Galliformes, Numididae. Gene Ontology annotation, molecular function: metal ion binding. Gene Ontology annotation, cellular component: nucleus. Bases 98 to 2881 code for a protein of 927 amino acids.